Molecule: messenger RNA, 741 nt
Organism: Populus euphratica (Euphrates poplar)
Lineage: Eukaryota; Viridiplantae; Streptophyta; Magnoliopsida; Malpighiales; Salicaceae
Product: tetraspanin-8-like
Exons: 2
Coding region: 1-741 (246 amino acids)
Biological process (GO): auxin-activated signaling pathway
Cellular component (GO): membrane
Source: RefSeq, a predicted model, not a curated record
AUGACUAUCGUGGUUCAAAUUUCUAAAACAUGGGAAAUCAUCACUUUCUAUGGCAAUGCGAAUUGUGCAAGCUUCUUACAAGUACCAGUCUUCAUCUUAGGAGUGGCUCUUUUGGUUAUCUCGGUCCUCGGAUUGAUGGCUUUGUUUUGUCGAGCAUCGCCUCUUCACCGAGUGUAUCUGUGGGCAAUGUUUUUGCUUGUAGUUGUUCUCUUAGGUUUUACAAUAUUCUCCUCACUCGUAACAGAUAAGGGUCCCAAGGAGACAGAUUCAGGUACAGAUCAGAGUAGGCUUCGGGAUUUUUCAGAAUGGUUGCAAGGUCAUAUGGUAAAUGAAAAAAAAUGGGUCAGAAUCAAGAAGUGUUUAAUCAAGGCCAGAGUUUGUCAGGAGUAUGCCAAGAAAUUGUCUGCCUUACCUCCCGAUGUCUUGUUGGGGAUGUUGCUUCCUGUUGAGUCAGGCUGCUGCAUGCCACCAAGUAAUUGUGGGUACAAGUUCAAGAAUGCGACGUUCUGGGAUGCUCCGAAAUCAGGCUUGGGUUCUAAAGGUGAUCGAUGCCUUUCAUGGAAGAACGGCCAUGACACUCUAUGUUACGAUUGUGGAACUUGCAAGGCUGGAUAUCUUCAUCAAGUGAGGAAUGAUUGGAAAGCUUUGAACAUUUUCAACACAUGCUUCGUCAUCUACCUCAUCCUCAUCCUUGCCUUUGGAUUUCUUUGCUGGCCAAGCGAUCAGAGCAGACGAUUAUGA